Neospora caninum is the source of this 5574-nucleotide messenger RNA. RefSeq names its product putative helicase associated domain-containing protein. Lineage: Eukaryota; Apicomplexa; Conoidasida; Eucoccidiorida; Sarcocystidae. Gene Ontology annotation, cellular component: intracellular anatomical structure. The record is from RefSeq and is a predicted model, not a curated record. Bases 1 to 5574 code for a protein of 1857 amino acids. The transcript has 7 exons. Gene Ontology annotation, molecular function: RNA binding.
AUGGCCGCGUCGCGUUCGCGCCCUGGGGAAACGGGGUCUGCCUUUUCCAGCGAAUUUCCCUUUUCACGUCUCUCGGGGCGAUUUCUGCCUCCAUCGGCUCUCCUCGAGAACCUCGCUUUGCCCCUCCUCUUCGCUGUCUAUACACACCAGACGGUCGUUCUCCCCGGCGCAGGCGCGGGGGCGAGUGGCAGCCGCAGUUUCGUCUUUCUUCCCUGGCUUCUCCUCGAAGCGAACUUCGGGGCCGCGCGUGUGCCCGCACCCCUGCCGCAGGCUUUCUCCUGCGCAGUCUGUGCGGAUCGAGCAGAGAAACGGAAAAAGGAAGAGCAAAGAAAACCGACCGGCGCACAGACAGGAGCCGCGCGGAGCAGCUCAGGCCGAGGCGGCUGGAGAGCUGCGAAUGAAGGAGACCGCCGACGAGGCGGCUCGGGGGGCGACCAAAGGGAAGAGAGGCGCCGGCAGGAUGGACCCACGCGAGAGGAGGAAACGCGUGGAAAAGAUGGACGGUCCUUUGCUGCGACAGUGGCCAUUCGCGCAGCCCGAGAAGCCGCAAACAGCGUAGAAAGACGCCUCGGAUUCGACUCCCAUCGAGACGCUGUUCGACGCCGUGGCGAUGCCUUAAAGGCAUCCGUGCGAGCUGCCUUGCAACGACGAAAUCCCUCCUUGCCUCUCUCGCCUUCAUCUUCCGUGCCCCAGUCUUCUUCCCCCGUUACUUCCUCUGCUUCCUCAUCUGCCUCGUCUUCUGCUACUUCCUCUUCUUCCCCUUCCUCUUCCCCUUCCUCUUCCCCUUCGGUUACUUCCUCCUUUUCUACCUCUCCUGCAUCUGCGUCUUCCUCUUUGUAUCCGUUUCCGUUUUUGUCUCUGUCUUCCGCGGUCUCUCCGACUUCUUUUCCGCGCCAUGUGGCUCUGCCGCGGGUCGAUGCCUCGCCGCAGCGGAUCCUCGUCGCCCUGGAGAGUCGCGCGACCGCGGUCGCGGCGGCGCAGGAGCUCGCGCGGUUGCGAGGGGUCGCUUUGGGGACCGAAGUCGGCCUGGCAGUUCGCUUCGCCUUCUGCUCGGGCGAGGCCACGCGCCUGCUGUUCACAACGCAUGCGAAGCUGCUGCGCCAUCUCUUGCGAGACCCGCUUCUCCUCGGCUGCAGCAUCCUCCUCGUCGACGUUCCGCUAGUCCGGUCCUCGGCGCUGGACGUGCUCCUCGGUCUGCUGACGAAAAUCGCGAAGCGCAAUCCUUUUCUUCGACUCCUCCUCCUCCUCCCGGACCACGCGGCAAACCCGGACACCGUCCAGCUUCUCCAGGCCGGCUUCGACGCGCGAGAGACAAUCGGCCUGUGGCGGAGACACUCGCGAGGCGCCGCGCAGGUAGCCGACGCAGCGCCCGAACUGGUCAACACGGAAAGGGAGGAAGCAAACGAGGGGGACACAGACGAAGAGAAAGAGAAGGAAGGCGAGAGUUGUGUGGAUUCCCCACAAUGCCUUCGAGGCCAGGACGCCGUUGCGGCACGGUGGAAGUACGCUGGUGGGGCGCCGCCCUCGAAUGUCUCCUCGGAGCCGCGAAAAAGACGCUGGGACGUACGUGCCGAUGGCUCGUGCGUCUUUGAUACACUCGAGCUUCAACGCCUUCACCAGCUGGCGUACGGAAACAGUGUUCGUGUCGAAUUCGUUGCUCAACCGACUUCGACGCCUCUCCCUACUUCUUCUGUCUCCGCUUCUUCUCUAUCAGCUCCUCUCUCUUCUGCGGUCGCUGCGCUUCCGGCUUCGCUGUCUUCGUCUGACUCUUCUUCCGCCACUGUUUCCUCUUCUUCCGCCACUGUUUUGGGGGUUCCUUCUUCUGUUGCUGAGGCGUCUCCAGCGAGCUGCGGAAAUACCGCGGAGGCGAGGGAGAGAAGCGGCUCGGGGGCCGCGGAGAGAGGAGAGAGAAAGAGGAGGCGAAAGAUUGGAGAAGAUGUGGACGGCGAGAGAGAAAGCAACGCAGGGAAAACGGAAGGGAUGCAAAGAAGGAGAGACGACGAGGAAGGCGAGCGGCACAGAGAUGAGGCGAACCAUGGGGGAGCCGGAGAGAUGGAGAGAGGCGCGAGCAGAAAGGGUAAAGUCGGCGACGUGGACUUGCCGCGGAAGCAGGAAGACCGAGCGAGGGGACGAAGCGAAGAGGAAGGCUCGAGAGGAACCCAUGCCGAGGCGCAAACGCGAACGGAAAGUGUCGAGACACUUUCGGUUUCCGAAACGUCCGACGACGAGGAACCUGUACUUUCUUCUCAGAGCAGCGACAGCCUGCCGCGAGACGCAGAGAGCGUGGAGGAUUCCGACUCCUCGCUUUCCUCCGGCGACACGGAGAAAGCCGAGAGGAAGGUGAAGAGGGAUAAGAAGGUGAAGAGGGAGAAGAAGGUGAAGAGGGAGAAGAAGGUGAAGAGGCAGAAGAAGGGGAGGAAAAAGAAACGCAAAAGAGCGAGGGAGGCGAGACGAAAAGCGUGGAUUUCUUCGGGCGCUUCGUUCCCCAGGGAAGCCCUCACGCUGUCGAGCAGCGACGAUGACGACCGAGGGGCGACGUCUGUCUCCGAAGACGACUGCGUCUUACUUGACCCUUCUGCGUUUCUCCCCAGUGGCCGCCUGCGCUGUCCCCGACCCCCUGUACCUCUUGCGCUCCUCCCACCCGUGUCUUCUUCUACUUCCUCUUCCUCCGGUUCGUCCUCCUCGUCUGUUUCUUUCUCUUCGACUUCGUUCUCUGCUUCGCCGGAAGCACCGCCGGGUCCCGCAGACGACGCGGCCGCAGCGUUGCCCGCUGCGGUCGAGCAUGCGACGGCUCUGCAGCACGGAGAGGACGCGCAGCCGGCGAGUCGCCGAGCCAGCAAGAAGGGCAAGCGAACGGUGGCGAGGCGACGAGCCGUGAAGAUGCAGCAGCGGCGCCUCCGGGCCCUCGAGGGACAGCUCCGAGCUGGCGAGGCCUGCGUGAUUUUGGCGGACCCUCGCGCGUGGAGACACUUGCGCGAGGAGUCCGUGAGCCUGGAGGCGAGGCACCCGGAGGACGCGCAGGGUGACUCGGAUCUCGACAAAUCUCAGGAGACAGAACGCGUGUGGGGAGGGAGCGAGACACAGGAUCAAGAAGAUACAGAGCGGAGACGCGUGAUUGAAUUCACGACCGCAGGGCUGCAUCGCCGGUCCGUCUCCGACAACGCCAGCGCGUGCAGUGAAGGACACGAAACGCACGACGGUUCCGACGAAGACAAAACACCUUCUCAUGCGGCAGCCGGCAUCCACAGCACAGCUUCGUUGAACGAGGAAAAGCGCCAUUCUUCUGUGGGGCCAACCUCGUCUUCCUCGCCGUCUUCCUCGUCGUCUUCCUUGUCGUCUUCCUCGUCGUCUUCCUUGUCGUCUUCCUCGUCGUCUUCCUCGUCGUCUUCCUCGUCGUCUUCCUCGUCGUCUUCCUCUUCGUCUUCCUCUUCGUCUUCCUCGUCGUCUUCCUCGUCGUCUUCCUUGUCGUCUUCCUCGCCGUCGUCCUCGCCGUCUUCCUCGCCGUCUUCCUCUUCGUCUUCCUCGUCUUCUGCCGUGUGUUCGCUCCCUCAUUCCUCUCCUGGUUCUCUUGCAGCUGCUGAGGCUCGCGCUUCUGCGGCUUCUGUGUCGGGACUCGAGGCGAAAGGGCAUCGAGGCCAGGGCUCUCGGAAACUUGGGUCUCUUGUUUUUCCGAGCUGCACGCAUGCGAGGCGGUGGCUGAUGCCCUGCGUGCUCUCCCUCGAAGAGCCGCUCUUCCCAGUCAGCAUUCACUACCUGCGCAGAAGCCGCGGGAACCUCCUCGACGCCAUGGUGCAUGCAGUUCUGGCCCUGCACCACAAAGAAGGAAACAGUGUGACGGGGGAUUUCCUUCUCUUUCUUCCGUCGAGCGCCGAGGUGGUCGUGAUGCAGAAGAGCCUGCAAGAAGCGGCUGAAAAGCUCCUCUCUUGCGACGGGACCGCGGUCGGCAUCGACAUUGUUCGACUCGCCGAUUCAGAUCCUUGCCUCCCCGUCUUGCCGUCUUCGCUCGCGUCUUCUGCCUAUUCUUCUCGCCGCGUGUUCUUAACCGCUUCACUUGUGCCGCCUCCCCUCCCGUCUGUGGCUGACGUGGCGCGCCUGAAAAAUGCGGAAGACUUGAAGGACGCAGUCUUCCCUCAGAUCACGACCGUCAUUGACUGUAUGUACACCCGGCGGUUCAUGAGCCACCCCAGCCAUCCUGACCUUUCCGUUUCUGCCGUCGUUCCUGUCGACAAAGGCUCGGCCCUCUUGCGCGCGAACGCCGCAGGCCAUGUGCGGCCUGGGGGCGCGUGCUACCGCCUGCUUUCACGAGAACACCUGCAGGGGAAGGCGUCGCGCUCAGCAGACAGUCCAGAAGCGGGAGAGACAGGGGCCGUGCAUGCAUGCGGGAGGCGCGACAGCAGAGGAGGAGAUGUGGGGACGACAAGAGACGUCGAGGACGAAAUGCGAGACAAGCGGGACACGAGGCAGAUGGACACGGUGGUUUUUGUGGAGAAGAUGGAGACCCUGAGAGCGGAGCAGGAGGGCGAAAAUGGGCUUCUUCCUCCGUUUCCCGUGCCCGAUCUUCUUCUCCAGCCGCUGCUUCCGACACUUCUUCUUCUCUUCUCGUUCGGGCUCCAGUCGCUGUCGAAUCUGCCUCUCCUCGCCCCGCCGCUGCCGGCCACAGUGCGACUCGCCCUCGCGCGCCUCCUGGCCUUGCAAGCAAUCACUCGGGACGAAGACGUGGACGGCACGCAGAGCGAAGAGCGAGAAGACGGGAACGCGAGUCGCAAAGAACGAAGGAAAAAACCAAACAUUGCGUGGAGACUCACGGAACCUCUCGGCAGAAUGAUGGGGGAAAUCACCGUGCGGCCGCAGAUCGUCCGGCUCCUUUACGUCAGCAGCAGCGCGCCUCUGAGCUGCUCCGUCGAGUGCCUGAUCAUCGCCGCUCUUCUCUCGCUUCCCUCGCCCUUCCUGUCCCCCGCCGCCGUCGCCUCCCCCUCUGCUUCUUCUUCGUCCGCUUCUGCGGCGCUGCGCCGUGCGAAGCAGAGACUGCGUCUAGUGAAACAGAUUCUCGGCGUUGUUGGUGGCGACCUUCUGACGCGCUACAACGCCUUCCAGCAGUGGCUUAUCCACAGAGAAGAGCCGGGGACUUGGGCGGAGGACCACUGCCUCGACGAGAGCGUUCUCGCCAGAGUCCCCGACGUGAUGGCAUAUUUGCGCAAGUGCAUGCAGGCAUUCAACCUGCCUUUGGUGAGCUGCGGCGGCGACGGCCUGCGCGUUCAGAAGGCGAUCUGCGCCGCUUUCUUCCUGAACUGCGCCUUCCGAGAGAAAAGUGGAUUUUACUCGCUCCUAACUCCAGCGAAUGCUGCCGCGAAAGGGCUCCACGUGGCGAGCACGGCACGCGACGGCCGCGCCGACCUCCAGCGUCUCCCACCCCCGCGCCUGGCUCUCCACCCUUCCUCGGUCCUGGCGAACGCGCCGCCGCCGUGGCUGGUUUUCUCCUCGGCGACGCGGAAGCGAAACGAAGACGGACACGCAGUAUUUCUCAUGCAAGAUGUCACGGCCAUCGAGCCGGAGUACGUUCGGGUCUCGCCCUGA